AUUCAUGGUAUUCUGGUUCAAGUUUGAUGCCAUGGCCAAAGUAUUCUUUUUGUGUUUUCACACUCAUGAAAAUUCCAAUUCUUGAGGCGUUUAUCUCCCCAUUUCUGUGGUAUUGUAUAGAUGGCAAGCUAUGCACCACUUUUCUGUGAAUUGCAAUAAUUGGAGGUAGAAUCCAGAUGCAAUUGUCUUCAAGUCAUCAAAGCACUAUGGAACUCCGAGCUACUGGGUGCAAAAAUUCUUCAGAGAGUCAAGUGGAGCAACUCUUCUUGACGCUAAGCUACAGACAAAUUCCUCUACACCUUUUGCAUCUGCAAUUACUUGGCAAAAUUCAAACUUACAUGGAAAUAAAGAUUGUGAAUUUUGGGAACAGCAAAGUGAAUCUCAAAGUUUCCAUUGAUGGAUUGGGGCUCAGCUCACGAUUGUCUGGAUCAACAAAAACUGUGUUCACUUCUUCUAAUGUGAUGGACGAGAAUUUCUUCGUGGAUCCAAAAAAGGUGGUGCCAGCCCAAACUAUGAUCGAGAAUGCUGACAAAGACAUGGAUGUUGUACUCUCUCCGUAUUCUUGAACUUCAUGUGAUUUGUUAACAGAAUCACACAAUAUCAGGACGCCACAGAGUGAUUCUUUCUCGUGAUCAUCAAAUUAGAAAAAUAAAUUAAUACAUGAUGUGUAAACAUACGAAACAAUCGAAAUAAUGUUAUUUGAGGGUGGUGUUUUUGCCUGCUAUUUAUGUUAAUUUAACAGGCAAAUUUCACCUAGUAAUAUA
Messenger RNA from Populus euphratica (Euphrates poplar), 764 nucleotides. Its product is annotated as alpha-L-arabinofuranosidase 1-like. NCBI's taxonomy places the organism in Eukaryota, Viridiplantae, Streptophyta, Magnoliopsida, Malpighiales, Salicaceae. Bases 177 to 566 code for a protein of 129 amino acids. The transcript is spliced from 4 exons. The record is from RefSeq and is a predicted model, not a curated record. Gene Ontology annotation, molecular function: alpha-L-arabinofuranosidase activity.